UCCACAGCAGCCUGCCUUCCAUCAAAGCCAAGCCAGCUCUUGAAAGCCUGAGCAGGGCCUUGCUUGUGCUGGCCAGCAAAUUCCCAAAGGAGAUGGUCAGCAGCCUGCUGGUCUGCUCUCUCACCUGCUCCAGAGUUGCUGUCACCAUGUGGAGGGAAAUGCUCUCGGAGUCUUCAACCGUGAAGACGGUGCUGCAGGAGGUGUUCCAAGUGCUCAUAAACCACACUCUGCAGCACACCUCCCCAUUCAUCAAGGAGAGGCCACGUGUCCUUGCCCUGGCCGCAGCAAGGAUCCUACCAGAGAUACUCCAGCUGCCUCUGGUCCUCAAGGAGGCUGAAGCCAUCUUCCCCCAGCUCUUCCCAGCCCUUCUCCUGCAAGUGUCCUUCACCACGGAGCUGACGCUGCAGGAGGUGGAAAUCUUCUGGGAGGGGCAACAGCAGCACCAGCUCACUCCCAUCAGGUCCGCGGUGCAGUCCUUGAAGGUGCUGCUCUGCAGCGUGGGCCUCCAGAAGCAGAUGGAGGCCAUCCAGGAGCAGGGGGGCUGGGACGCGCUUCUCAGCACUGUGACCCACCUCCAGGGUGUGCAGGUGGUGGCCAGGGUGAUGAGGGAACUGCCUGCUGCUCUGCGUGACCCCAUCUUCCAGCAGCUGGUUGAGCUGCUCAGCACCAACUUCUACUCCUGGGAUAUGGUGGCCAUGGUCUUCCUCGUUGAGAUGCUGGAAUGCAUGGACCUCAGCAAAGAGCUGCACCGCGUCGUGAGCCUCUUCGACACGUGUCUGCAGGGCCAGAGCGUGGGCACGCGGCAGCUGGUGCUCAGGGGCAUCCUGCAGCUCAGCACGAGGCAGCACACGGCGAGGAAGAUGCUCGGCCUUGUGCCGUGCAUCACGGAGCGGCUGCAGGACGCGGACAGCGGCGCCCGCGCCGUGGCCCUGCCGGUGCUCAGCACCCUGCUGCGGCUCCUGGACAGGGGGAAGCUCAGCCUCGUGGCUCUGGAGCUGGCCGCCAAUCUCCCGGCGCUCUUUGAGGACGAGUCCAGCACGGUGCGGCAGCUCUCCAUCCACCUCUUCCUCGACACGCUGAGCUUCGUGGAGGGCCAAGAAAAGAGGAAGAUGCAGAAGACGGUGUGCAGGAACCUGGUCCUGCUGUAUCUACACCUGCACGAUGAGGAAGAGAACGUGUCCAAGGCCUCCCAGAAAGCCUUCCUCGGUGCCGCACGGUUCCUGCACUGGAGGCGGCUGGAGCAGCUGGCGGAGGUGGCGCAGUUCUGGCAGAUCGGCGAGUGCAUGCUGGUGGAGAGGAGACAGAGUGCAGCGCAGGACUACCUGGGCGACUGCCUGCUCUACCUGCAGAGCCUGCAGGAAACCCUGCGACUGGAGGCCGUGAGGUUCAUCGGGCUCUUAGGGCGGCACAUGAGGGAUGAGCAGCGGGCUGACAGAGAGCACAUCUACCAAAGUAAGCCAGGGAGUGGGAUGUUGGGGCAGCCAGCAGGCCUUCACAGUGUGCUGUGA
Molecule: messenger RNA, 1508 nt
Organism: Coturnix japonica (Japanese quail)
Lineage: Eukaryota; Metazoa; Chordata; Aves; Galliformes; Phasianidae
Source: RefSeq, a predicted model, not a curated record